Molecule: messenger RNA, 1077 nt
Organism: Tetrapisispora phaffii CBS 4417
Lineage: Eukaryota; Fungi; Ascomycota; Saccharomycetes; Saccharomycetales; Saccharomycetaceae
Gene: CDC43
Product: protein geranylgeranyltransferase type I subunit CDC43
Exons: 1
Coding region: 1-1077 (358 amino acids)
Biological process (GO): protein geranylgeranylation
Cellular component (GO): CAAX-protein geranylgeranyltransferase complex
Molecular function (GO): CAAX-protein geranylgeranyltransferase activity
Source: RefSeq, a predicted model, not a curated record
AUGGUCGAAACUAAGAAACAUGUUAAAUUUUUACAAAGGCACCUUCUGUUGUUACCUCCAAAAGCUCAAUCGCAGGACCCUAAUAAGCUGGGAAUAGUAUAUUAUGCAAUUGCUGGUUUAGCGUUACUAGAUGAGAGUGCUUUAUCUGCAUACACUAAAAAUAAAGACUGGAUUUAUAAACAUUAUAAAGAAUUUGAUCCUCCAUCGAAUUCCAAAAGAAUAGCAGGUUUUAUUGGCAGUCAACUUUUGUCACUUGAUGGACAAGUAACCAUUAAUCUAUCAAACACGUUAUUUGCGCUAAUUAUCUUAAAUAUCAUUGAUGAUUGUGAUGGUAGAAGCAAAAAUAUAAAUUAUGAACAUAUUCGGAAUUUUGUCUCUCAAUGUCAAGUACCCAAUGGUCAAUUUGUGUCUUCUCUUGAUUCCUUCACUGGUUUACCAUCUAGAGUUGAUUCAACAGACUUGAGGUACUGUUAUAUUGCAGUUGCUAUAUUGUAUUUCACUGGUUGUAGAACUAGAGCAAACUUUGAUAAGCAUAUUCAUGUCGAAUCACUGCUCGCUUUUGUAAAAUCUCAAGAAUGCAUGAACGGUGGGUAUGGAGAGUAUUUAGAAGCCCAUGCAGGGUACACUUCGUGUGCUUUAUCUUUAUUGAAACUGCUUGGUUGUGAAGCAGAACUUACAGAAUCAUUCAGAUGGCAUACAAUUACAUGGCUACUGGACAGACAAGUUUCUAAUACGGGAUGCAUGUCUUUACAAGAAGACAAUCAGAACUAUGAACAGGAUGACCACGGUGGAUUCCAAGGAAGAGAGAAUAAAUUUGCGGAUACAUGUUACGUAUUCUGGUGUUUAAAUUCGCUUAAGAUUCUAUCACCAGAUAAUUGGAAAUCUCUUUGUGAAAUCAAUAUAGCAAAAGAAUUUUUAAUGGAUAAAACACAAGAUAAAUUACUGGGAGGCUUUAGUAAAACUGACGUUGAUGAUCCAGAUAUCUACCAUACCUACUUGGGGUUAGCAUCGUUGGGUCUAUUAGAUGGUUCAUUGAACGGAGAACUGUGCAUCCCAACAAAAUAUCAACCUCGAUAG